GCUCUCUUCAGGACGGCAGGAGGAAACCUGUGUCUGAAGGACGACAAUCAGGAAACAACUUCCCGGAGUUAUAUCACUUUUAUACGUUGGAUUAAGAAGAGACAUCUGGAGACGAGUGGGUUGGACGUCAGGGUAAAAGCUUCCAGCUGUGAUCUGCUUCUCGUGAGUGCCUGAACUCACUGCAGGUGGAAAACGACUUUAUUUCCCUGAGAGGUCGAGGAAAACGUUCCCGUAUUUGACCCCUGACCUCCGCAGCACCUGCUCCUCAGGGUUCACAUCUUCACGGUGAGGACACAGCUUCCAUUUGGGAUCUGGUUCGUCUUCAUUCAGGAUCUGAGUUUCUCUCCUGCGGCUUCGGCUGAGGGGCGAGGGAGAUCUGAGGGUGAGGAGGGUUUCUCCUUUAAGAUUAGAGAAGGAGCGAGGGAGGCAGAGAGGGGGGGGAAGGUAAACAGUCAGUUUGAGGCUGUAAACACGUCCCGUCCAGAAUCUGUCCUCUAAACACAUCCGGGCUGAAUCAACGCAGAAGCAGCCUGAGGACAAACUGGACACAUCUGAGGUCCCAGCCUGGAUUCACAGGAGGAAUCGAACCUGAAUCAAGUCCUGGUUCCAGAGCAGGAGCCAGAGUCAUGGCCUCAGACGUCUCCUGCAGCUUCUCCUGCCUCUGCACCAGAAUGAAGAGGCAGCACUCGAGCAUCAGCGGCGGCCUCCUCCUCCACCGCAGGACCCUGCUCCUCCUCCCCCUGCUCCUCCUGCUCUCCCUGUGGAGCCAGCAGGCCGAGGCCGUGGUCCACUCCAGCUUCCGGCGGCUCAGCGGCCGCGAGAAGAAGGAGAUGCAGAAGGAGAUCCUGUCCAUCCUGGGUCUGCCCGGUCGACCCCGCCCCCACCCCCCGCUGCGUCCCCCCUCCUCCGCCCCGCUCUUCAUGCUGGACCUGUACCACGCCAUGUCGGCGGACGGGGAGGACGACGGGAACGAGAUCAUCCUGAGCGCGGCGGGCACGGGGAGGUUCGGGGGGGCAGAGAGGUUGGCUCAGGUCAACCACGCGGCCCUGCCGACCCUCAGCACGCACACCCCCCCGCUGGGGACGGUGGUGAGCGAGGCCGACACCGUGAUGAGCUUCGUCAACGUGGUGGAGCAGGAGCGGGACCUCCUGCAGCCUCGCCCCUACUGGAAGGAGUUCCGGUUCGACCUCACCCCCCUCCCUCAGGGGGAGACGGUGACAGCAGCCGAGUUCCGGAUCUACAAAACCCUGACGAUGGGUCAGAGGGCGAAUCGGACGUUGCACAUCUCGGUGUACGAGAUCCAGAGAGAGAACAGACACAGGGAGCCGGAGCUGGUGCUGCUGGACAUGCAGUCGGUGCCCGCGGGCCAGGAGGGCUGGCUGGCCUUCGACGUCACCACGGCCUCCAACCACUGGCUCCUCCACCCGCGCAGCAACCUGGGGAUCCGCCUGUACGUGGAGACGGAGGAGGACCGCUCCCUGUCCGCGGGCUGGAUCGGCCUGGUGGGCCGCCGGGGCCCUCGCUCCAAGCAGCCCUUCAUGGUGACCUUCUUCAGGGAGAGCCAGGUCCCGUGCCGGCCCCCCCGAGCCGUCAAGCCUCACCCCCGCAGGAAGAAACCCAAAUACGACCUCCCAGUUCCCAGUAUCCACAAUCGGAGUCCGGCCAACAGCGGGGGUCAGCCGUGUAAGAAGCACGAGCUGUACGUCAGCUUCAGUGACCUGGGAUGGAAGGACUGGGUUCUGGCUCCGACUGGAUAUUCGGCCUACUACUGUGACGGAGAGUGUUUCUAUCCUCUGGGCUCCUGCAUGAACGCCACCAACCACGCUCUCAUCCAGCAGGUGGUUCACCUCCUGAAGCCGGAUGAGGUCCCGAAGGCGUGUUGUGCUCCCACUAAGCUCAGCCCGAUCUCCGUCCUCUUCUACGACGACAACAACAACGUGAUCCUCAAGAAGCAUCGAAACAUGGUGGUGAAGACCUGCGGGUGUCUAUGAUGACAGGGGAACUCAAACCAGUCACACGCUGGUUCCACUGUACUGAGACCACUUUGUCUCCCACAGAGUUUUUACUGAAAAGCUUUAAAUCUUUUUUGUACCACAUUUUCCAGACUGAGGAAAUUUGUUUAUGUUGAGAAUGUUUAUUUUUCAAUCCGUCCUGUGGCUGAAUCUCAAUCUUUGACUCUAAAGCUGUCGGCUCUUUGUUUGGAGCAAAGCUUGAAUGAUGGAGGACGUUUAAAAGCACAAAUGUUAAACUGCAUUAAACUUUAGAAUCUUCUUCCUCUUCCUCACCUGGAGACAAACUCUCACACAUGUUUUUACAGGUUUCAGUGACUCAGAUGGCAAAUGAUGUUUAAUGGCUCCACACGCCGUUAGUGAUGCCUGGUUUGUUUUUGUUGUUUUCAACAUGAAUUUAUAAGAAGAGAAUUUUAAAAAUGUAUUCAAUGAAUAGAGAUAUUUACCUCAUCUUCACCUGUGGAAACAGAAACUAA
Messenger RNA from Platichthys flesus (European flounder), 2485 nucleotides. RefSeq names its product bone morphogenetic protein 8a (gene bmp8a). Gene Ontology annotation, cellular component: extracellular region. The transcript is spliced from 7 exons. The record is from RefSeq and is a predicted model, not a curated record. Lineage: Eukaryota; Metazoa; Chordata; Actinopteri; Pleuronectiformes; Pleuronectidae. Gene Ontology annotation, biological process: SMAD protein signal transduction. The coding region runs from base 627 to 1991 and encodes 454 amino acids. Gene Ontology annotation, molecular function: growth factor activity; cytokine activity.